GAAAACGGGCCCAGUUUAUCCAACAUGGCGCUUUGCUCGGAUGAUGGCCCGGCUCGCCGCGGGGAUGUGGAGGAGGUCCAGCGGUUGCUGGCCACGGACCUGGAGGCCUCGGCGGCUCCGCUCCGCCGCCGGGCGGUGCACCAGGCGGCGCUGGGCAACCAUUGCGCUGUGCUGCAGCUGCUGCAUGAGGCGAAAGCGGACCUCACCGCGCGAGACGCCUGUGACCUGACUGCCGUCCACUUGGCCGCGGAUUGUGGGCAUGUGGAGGCUGUGCGGUUCUUGGCCGUUGCCGCGCCCCGCGCGCUGCUGGCGCCGGACGGCGCUGGGGCCACGGCCCUGCACCGGGCGGCGGCCAGAGGCCAUGUCAACGUCUUGGAGUUGCUUCAGGAGCUCGGGGUGGAUCCGUUGGCACCGGCUGCCAAUGGCAAGACCGCAGUGCACUUCGCAGCGCAAGCUGGGCAGCGCGAGGUGCUCGCCUUCUUUCCACCCAGCUGCAGCCUGAAGUUGGUGCACCUCACCGAGAGCAUCUUGAGGGGCGAAAAGCUGGUGAAGCCAGUCUUUGCUGAAGAAGCACCACAUCGCACGUGGCUGGACCUUCCCGCAGAAUCUUGAGCAGGACUGUCCUUUGGGGCCUGGGAAAAAUGCAG
Effrenium voratum is the source of this 647-nucleotide messenger RNA. The record is from the annotation of a GenBank genome assembly. NCBI's taxonomy places the organism in Eukaryota, Dinophyceae, Suessiales, Symbiodiniaceae.